Messenger RNA from Pyricularia grisea, 1239 nucleotides. RefSeq lists its product as uncharacterized. The transcript has a single exon. Lineage: Eukaryota; Fungi; Ascomycota; Sordariomycetes; Magnaporthales; Pyriculariaceae. Gene Ontology annotation, molecular function: prenyltransferase activity. Gene Ontology annotation, biological process: isoprenoid biosynthetic process. Bases 1 to 1239 code for a protein of 412 amino acids. The record is from RefSeq and is a predicted model, not a curated record.
AUGCUUUCCUCGAUCUCAACCAACACCUUCCUCCAUUCACCAAACGCGAUCCCUCCCCGAACAUCCUCCAACGGCAUCAAUUCGAACCACAUUUCUCCCUCAAAGUCGGCCCUGAGGCCCGUCCCCGAAGGCGACUGGAUAGCUCAAAGCUUGAAACAGCAACAGGCUAGCAUAGCAAGCGCCACCGCCGCCGCGCCCUCGACAACCCGGCGCAUGCGAAAAGCCACCCCAGACACCCCGCCCGACGACGCAUACCCCCACAUGCUCAACCACCAGACCCAAGCGCCGACGCGCUUCGACGCGAACCGCUAUGCCACAGAAGACUUCAACUUUACGACGACCAAGAAGACUUGGUCCGAGGCAAAGGAAAAGGUGAUAUGCGGUCCCUUUGACUACCUGCUCGGCCAGCCCGGCAAGGACUUUAGGACGCAGAUCAUCACCGCCUUCAAUGCCUGGCUUGAAGUGCCGCCAGACAGCCUCAAGCUCGUCACCCACGUCGUGGGGAUGCUGCACACGGCGUCGCUGCUGGUCGACGACGUCGAGGACGACUCGUCCCUGCGAAGGGGCCUUCCUGUCGCCCACAGAAUAUUCGGCGUGCCGCAGACCAUCAACAGCGCAAACUACAUCUACUUUGCCGCGCUGCAAGAGCUCAAGAAGCUGAACAACCCAGAGGCCGUUACCAUCUUUGCCGAGGAGCUCAUCCACCUCCACCGCGGCCAGGGCAUGGAUCUGUUUUGGCGCGACACCCUCACGUGCCCGAGCGAGGAUGACUACCUCGAGAUGGUCGGCAACAAGACAGGCGGACUGUUCCGGUUGGGCAUCAAGCUCAUGCAGGCCGAGUCCAAGUCGCCCACCGACUGUAUCCCCCUCGCCAACCUCAUCGGCCUCAUCUUCCAGAUCCGCGACGACUACCAAAACCUCUUUUCACGCGAGUACAGCGAAAACAAGGGCAUGUGCGAGGACCUGACCGAGGGCAAGUUCUCGUUCCCCGUCAUCCACAGCAUCCGCUCCGACCCGACCAACCUGCAGCUUCUCAACAUACUCAAGCAAAAGACCAGCGACGAAGGGGUCAAGAACUAUGCCGUCUCGUACAUGGAGAAGACGGGGAGCUUUGAGUACACCAAACAGGUGCUGAGGGUGCUGAUUGAGCGCGCCCGCAAGAUGACGGACGAGUUGGACGCGGGUAGGGGAAAGUGUAGCGGCAUACACAAGCUCUUGGACAAGAUGGUUGUCGAGUGA